AUGGGUAAUACUUUGUAUAGCAAUAUAGGACACAGUACAACAGAACUGGAUGAUGUAUAUUGUAAAUAUUUAAACAAAUUAUUUAACAUAUAUAAUUAUCUAUUUAAAUAUGAGCAUUUCUUUUUUAUGAAUUCAUAUGCCCUCAACAAUUUCUAUCAUGUUCUGGAGGGUAUUAAUAACAAUGAGGGUCAUGUUUUAAUAAAAAUUUGUAAAUUAAAAUCCGAAGCUCCCAAAAUAAAGAGAAUAUUAUAUACUCUAAAAUUUCUUUUCUCUUUUGAUCUCUUUCCAAAUGUAUUACCUUAUAACCGCAUGAGUGUUUAUGAAAAUAAUAUUUAUAUUUACAGAAGAUUUAUAUUCAAAAAUUUAGAUCACUAUUUAUCUAAUAAGAUAAAUACAAACAAUUUUUAUUAUUUUUAUAUAUUUCAAAUAUUUCUCUCUAUAAUACAACUUCAUUCCUUGGGAAUAUAUCAUGGACAUAUAAAAAGAGAAAAUGUGCUUAUACAAAACAAUAUGCACAUUUUUUUAACAGAUAUCAAUAUACUGAACGACUAUUUAUAUUUUAUACCCAAAAUAAGAUAUGAAGAUGAAAGAAAAGGACGCUUGAUGAAAUUGCAGGAAGAUAUUUUUAACCUAGGGAUACUAAUCUUAGAGAUAUUAUUAAGGGACAAGGAUGUUUCUUAUUUUUUUUUAAAUGAAAAUUAUGCAUAUAAGAAUGAUGAUAAUUUUUACAGUGGAAGGAGGAAACAGAGCGGUUUGACGUUUUUAAAGAAAAUGGAAACCAUAGAUGAAGAUGAUAAGAAUGAUGUAAAGAAUUAUUAUGAUAGUAAUGAUUAUCAUCAUAAUGAGUUUUAUUAUAAUAUGAAUCAACAUUAUGAUUAUCAUAGUGAUAAUUAUUAUAAAUGUAAUAGAUCUAAUUAUAAAGAAGAGUAUACAAAUGAUGAAAAUAAAAAAAAUGAGGAAUACCAAAAAAAAUAUGUACAUGCAUUAUCUUUACCUUCCAUUAAGAAAAAAAAACAAAUCAAAAAUGAAGAAUAUAAAUAUUUUAAUAAAAACCAAAAUAUAAAAAUGAAUAUAGAUAAAUAUAAAUAUUAUAAUUAUCAUUAUAUAAACAAUGUUAACUAUAUUAAUAUAUAUAAUGAUAUAUAUAAUAAUGUUAGUCCUUUUUCAUCUAUUGAUUAUAAUGGAGAAAAUAUUUUUUAUGAAAAUGAUUCGAACUUUUUUAAAAGACAACCUAUCAAAUAUUCUAAUACACAUAAUAUUAAUGAACAAAUAAAUCAUGAUUUUCAGAAACAAAUCAAAUAUAAUGAUAAGAAUAUAAAUCUGAAAAAGCAAAAUAAAGAGGUAACACAAAAAAAGUCACAAGGGAUAAAUAUUUAUAAUGUCACAGAUUUGUUUGAGGAUCAUAACGAUGAUAAUAAUAAAAAUUACCAUGAUAAAAAUAAUAAUCAUGGUGAUAAAAAUAAUAAUCAUGGUGAUAAAAAUAAUAAUCAUGAUGAUAAUAAUAAAAAUUACGAUGAUAAUAAUAAAAAUUACGAUGAUAAUAAUAAAAAUAAUGAUGAUAAUAAUAAAAAUUACGAUGAUAAUAAUAAAAAUUAUGAUGAUAAUAAUAAAAAUUACGAUGAUAAUAAUAAAAAUUAUGAUGAUGAUGAUAAAAAUAAUAUUAGCAACAAUGCUGAUAUAUAUUAUAAUAAUUUACAUAAUUCCAAUUAUUAUAAUAAUGUUUAUAUGAAAAAAAUACCAAAGAAGACCAAAAAAAAUGAUCAUAAAGAUCCUAAUAUGGUACCAUAUAAAAUUUGGAAAGUUGUAAAUCAAGUAAAAAACCCUUUAAUUAUCUAUUCUCUUAUUAAUCAUUUUUUUUCUUAUAAAAAUAAUAAUAAAAAUAUAUUAAAAAUAUUUAAUUAUUGGUCAUAUUAUAUAUUCCCAAGCACAUACAAAUACAUCUUCUUUCCUUUAUCCAUAUUACAAUUACAUCCACUAUUUAAGAAUUCAGACUUUUUUAUAUUAUUAUUACAUUUUAAUUUACCAUUUAUUUUAUUUCAUCUAGACUUAUUUUCUAACAAGGAACAAGAUAAAUAUAUUUUAUUAAAUAUGCUUAACAGGAGGAAUUACAAAUCUGGUUAUGUAUCCACAGCGAAAGGAUCUGGUCCAGCAUAUGAAAAAAGUUAUAAUGAUGAUGAUGAUGACAUUGAUGAUGAUAAUAAUAAUUAUAAUAAUAAUUAUAAUAAUAAUAAUAAUUAUAAUUAUAAUAAUAAUUACCAUUAUGAUGAUUAUUGGAAUAAUGUUCGUAAUAAUCAUCACAUUUGUACAUAUUUGGGAAGGUUAAAUUAUUACUUCAAUAUUGUGCGUACACACACAACAAGUAUAAACAAACACCAAAUGAAGACAUAUAUUAUGAAUACAAAUAUAAAUAAUCAAAUAAAAAAGCAAAUAUUGAAACAGUGGUAUUCUUACAAGAAAGAAAAAAAACAGGAAUAUGCACAAUAUGUCGUAAAUAAUAAAAAUAAUGUACACCAUAAUAUAUAUAUUCAUAAGAAAAGUAAUAAUAAUAAUAAUAAUAAUAAUAAUAAAAGAAGUUAUCAUUCACUUAGCUAUUUCCCUUUUCCUAUUUUGUCAUAUAAAAACGUGCAUGCAUUUUAUAAAAAAUUUUUAAACUUUUACAAAUUUUUGUAUUAUUCAAUUUUUUAUGAAUACAAAAGUUAUAUGGACGUUUUUAAGUGCAUGGAAUAUUACAAAAGGGAAAUCUAUAGCCCCCUAUUUAACGAUUUUUAUUAUAAACAAGAUAGGAAAAAAAAAGAGACAAGCAUGAUGAAUGGUAUGCCUAUGAAGAAGGAUCCUGGCAAUGAAAGAAUUACAUGUGCGAAUAAUAUACAAUCAAAUAAAAUACAUUUAAAAAAAAAAGGAAAAAAGGAAACAUGUAAUUAUAUUAAUAAUAAUAAGGAACGUAAUAAUAAUGAGGAACAUAAUAAUAAUAAGGAACGUAAUAAUAAUAAGGAACGUAAUAAUAAUAAGGAACGUAAUAAUAAUAAGGAACGUAAUAAUAAUAAUAAACAUAAUAAUCAUAAACAUAAUAAUCAAAGAGCUAAUGAAAAUGUCGUAAGAUGGCAAUUCAACGAAGAUAUAGGCCAAUUAAUAAAUAUUAUUAUAUGUUGUUAUAAUUCCUUAACAUACAAUUUUGUUAAGAUGUUAACUAUCGAAAUAAUAUAUUGUAUAAUACUUCAUAUAUCUGAAAAUAGAUUAAAUAAUGAAUUAAUAUCUUUUUUAUUAUAUUGUUUUAAUAAAGAAAAUGAGAAAAUAAAGAUUAUGGUUAUAAAAUGUUUUUAUAAAAUUAUAAACAAUUCAAUGAAUAAUAGAACUAAUAUGCAAUUAUAUAUAGAGAAAUUCCUACCUAAAUAUUAUUUGUUAAAAAAUCAAGAUAUAUAUGAAAAAUACUAUUAUUCAAAAUAUUUACCUCUUUUUUCUUAUAUUACUAUUCAAUAUAUAUAUAAUGAAAGUUUAUUAAAAAACAAUAUAACAAAACAAAAAAAAAAUACAUUAUCCCAAAUACCAUAUAUGGAAAUAUUAAAUGAUAUAAAAACAGAAAUACAGUUUAUUCUUAACACUCAACAAAAUUAUUAUGAAAUUUUAUUUGAAUUCUAUAAUCAUAUAUUUCCAUUUUGUAAAAUUAUGAACAAAAAAUGGGUUAAAAUUCAUAUUCUCCCAUAUUUAUUAACAAAUAUUUAUAAAAGCAAAAACAAUUUUAUAAAAGCUAGUUGCGCAAAAGUUACCUUAAAAAUUGUUUUUUAUAUUAACCAAAAAAAAGUAUAUCAUAUUUUCUUACAAUAUUUAAAGAAAUUAUUAUUUUCUCAAAAUGAACAAAUCAUUGAAUUCCUUUUAUGUGAACUUAAUCACAUAUUAAAAAAAACAUGCCAAAAAUAUAAACAAGAAGAGAAAAAAUACAAAAAAUUCUGGAUUUUUUUAAAGAAAAUUCAACUUGAUCACUUAUAUAUUCAUCCGUCUAUAAUCAUACAACAAUUAGUUGACAAAAUAAAAAAUAAAUUAAAAAAUAUACAGUAUAAAACCACAAACAAAAAUAAUAAAAUGAUAUUUAUGUAA
This is a messenger RNA of Plasmodium reichenowi, 4092 nucleotides long. RefSeq names its product protein kinase, putative. The coding region runs from base 1 to 4092 and encodes 1363 amino acids. Lineage: Eukaryota; Apicomplexa; Aconoidasida; Haemosporida; Plasmodiidae. Gene Ontology annotation, cellular component: phosphatidylinositol 3-kinase complex, class III, type II; phosphatidylinositol 3-kinase complex, class III, type I; late endosome. Gene Ontology annotation, biological process: late endosome to vacuole transport; autophagy of peroxisome; protein targeting to vacuole. The transcript is spliced from 4 exons. The record is from RefSeq and is a predicted model, not a curated record. Gene Ontology annotation, molecular function: ATP binding; protein serine/threonine kinase activity.